AUGGAGCAAGGGACACCAACUGUUCAGGCCGGCCCCUCCCCCAACUGUUCAGGCCGGCCCCUCCCCCAACUGGUCAGGCCGGCCCCUCCCCCAGCUGUUCAGGUCGGCCCCUCCCCCAACUGUUCAGGUCGGCCCCUCCCCCAACUGUUCAGGCCGGCCCCUCCCCCAACUGUUCAGGCCGACCCCUCCACCAACUGUUCAGGUCGGCCCCUCCCCCAACUGUUCAGGCCGUCCCCUCCCCCAACUGUUCAGGUCGUCAGGUCGGCCCCUCCCCAACUGUUCAGGUCGGCCCCUCCCCAACUGUUCAGGCCGACCCUCCCCAACUGUUCAGGUCGGCCCCCUCCCCCAACUGUUCAGGCCGUCAGGCCGGCCCUCCCCCAACUGUUCAGGUCGUCAGGUCGGCCCCUCCCCAACUGUUCAGGCCGGCCCCUCCCCCAACUGUUCAGGUCGUCAGGUCGGCCCCUCCCCCAACUGUUCAGGUCGGCCCCUCCACCAACUGUUCAGGUUGUCAGGUCGGCCCCUCCCCCAACUGUUCAGGCCGGCCCCUCCCCCAACUGUUCAGGUCGGCCCCUCCACCAACUGUUCAGGUCGGCCCCUCCCCCAACUGUUCAGGUCGGACCCUCCACCAACUGUUCAGGUCGGCCCCUCCACCAACUGUUCAGGUCGGCCCCUCCCCCAACUGUUCAGGCCGUCAGGUCGGCCCCUCCACCAACUGUUCAGGCCGUCAGGUCGGCCCCUCCCCAACUGUUCAGGCCGUCAGGUCGGCCCCUCCCCCAACUGUUCAGGCCGUCAGGUCGGCCCCUCCACCAACUGUUCAGGCCGUCAGGUCGGCCCCUCCACCAACUGUUCAGGUCGGCCCCUCCACCAACUGUUCAGGCCGUCAGGUCGGCCCCUCCCCCAACUGUUCAGGUCGGCCCCUCCACCAACUGUUCAGGUCGGCCCCUCCACCAACUGUUCAGGUCGGCCCCUCCACCAACUGUUCAGGUCGGCCCCUCCACCAACUGUUCAGGUCGGCCCCUCCCCCAACUGUUCAGGUCGGCCCCUCCACCAACUGUUCAGGUCGGCCCCUCCCCCAACUGUUCAGGCCGUCAGGUCGGCCCCUCCCCCAACUGUUCAGGCCGUCAGGUCGGCCCCUCCCCCAACUGUUCAGGUCGGCCCCUCCACCAACUGUUCAGGUCGGCCCCUCCACCAACUGUUCAGGCCGUUAGGUCGGCCCCUCCCCCAACUGUUCAGGCCGUCAGGUCGGCCCCUCCCCCAACUGUUCAGGUCGGCCCCUCCACCAACUGUUCAGGUCGGCCCCUCCACCAACUGUUCAGGUCGGCCCCUCCACCAACUGUUCAGGCCGUCAGGUCGGCCCCUCCCCCAACUGUUCAGGCCGUCAGGUCGGCCCCUCCACCAACUGUUCAGGCCGUCAGGUCGGCCCCUCCCCCAACUGUUCAGGUCGACCCCUCCACCAACUGUUCAGGUCGGCCCCUCCCCCAACUGUUCAGGUCGUCAGGUCGGCCCCUCCCCCAACUGUUCAGGUCGGCCCCUCCACCAACUGUUCAGGUCGUCAGGUCGGCCCCUCCCCCAACUGUUCAGGUCGGCCCCUCCCCCAACUGUUCAGGCCGUCAGGUCGGCCCUUCCCCCAACUGUUCAGGCCGUCAGGUCGGCCCCUCCACCAACUGUUCAGGCCGUCAGGUCGGCCCCUCCACCAACUGUUCAGGUCGUCAGGUCGGCCCCUCCCCCAACUGUUCAGGUCGGCCCCUCCCCAACUGUUCAGGCCGUCAGGUCGGCCCCUCCCCAACUGUUCAGGCCGUCAGGUCCCUCCCCAACUGUUCAGGCCGUCAGGCCGGCCCCUCCCCCAACUGUUCAGGCCGUCAGGUCGGCCCCUCCACCAACUGUUCAGGCCGUCAGGUCGGCCCCUCCCCCAACUGUUCAGGUCGGCCCCUCCACCAACUGUUCAGGCCGUCAGGUCGGCCCCUCCACCAACUGUUCAGGCCGUCAGGUCGGCCCCUCCCCCAACUGUUCAGGUCGGCCCCUCCCCAACUGUUCAGGCCGUCAGGUCGGCCCCUCCACCAACUGUUCAGGCCGUCAGGUCGGCCUCCCCCAACUGUUCAGGUCGGCCCCUCCACCAACUGUUCAGGUCGGCCCCUCCACCAACUGUUCAGGUCGGCCCUCCCCCAACUGUUCAGGCCGUCAGGUCAGCCCCUCCCCAACUGUUCAGGCCGUCAGGUCAGCCCCUCCCCCAACUGUUCAGGCCGUCAGGUCGGCCCCUCCCCCAACUGUUCAGGCCGUCAGGUCGGCCCCUCCCCCAACUGUUCAGGCAGUCAGGUCGGCCCCUCCCCCAACUGUUCAGGCCUGUUCCUCCACCAACUCAUGCUGUUCACCAGAUAA
Molecule: messenger RNA, 2376 nt
Organism: Oncorhynchus gorbuscha (pink salmon)
Lineage: Eukaryota; Metazoa; Chordata; Actinopteri; Salmoniformes; Salmonidae
Product: extensin-2-like
Exons: 2
Coding region: 1-2376 (791 amino acids)
Source: RefSeq, a predicted model, not a curated record